AUGGCCAUGGGAUCUUUGUGCCAUGGAAGCCGUGGCUCACGCGUCUUCCUGCUCGAUGCUGAACGUUUGAUAAGAGUCAAAGGGCUUUCUAGCCACAACUCUGAGAUAGUCAGAGUCCUUCAUCACACCUAUACCUAUAUGAGGGUAAUUGCAGAGGCUACCUACCCCUUCCUGGAUUCUGAAAGCGAGUCUGAUCGCACAAGCUUGCUUGGAGUCGAAGCAAUUGCACCCGGUAGUUUUCAUAUUCGAGAGGAGUCCCUUAACACAGGUCUAGAUCCCAACGAGGAAAAGAAUGAGACAGUCGGGUAUGCAGACAUACACCUUGAGUCACAAGGUCUUUGGCGCGAGACGUUACAUUCGAACAUACACGGCAUCCCUGAGUCUCUCAUGACACUGUUGGCUCAGACGAUUCAACUCAGCAACGAGAAAGAUCACCUCGAAACUCGCGCACGCAGCAAUCCGAAGCUUGCUAGUGACCUCAAAACGCACGUCAAGACUCUGGAGGGAAGAAUAUGGACCUGGACAAUUGAAUCCGAAAUAGCAAUACUAUCUGUGGCCGGCAAAUCGCAGCCCAUCGAUAACGAGACGAACUUGAUCACUCAACCUUCUACACAGUCAAUGGUACAAGCGAUGCAUCGAGCGUUGAUCAUCUACUUCUAUCGCCAGAUACGCGAUGUUAGCGCCAUGCUCCUCCAAACCGUCAUCGAUCAAGCUUUGAGGUACUUGGAGUCUUGUCUUGAUUCAAUGGUCAGAGGCGAUGACUUUGCACUUGGUAUUGCGUGGACAGUCUAUAUUUGCGCCAGGGAAUCCAUAUCUCCAGAACUUCAGGAGAGAGCACUGAAGUGCAUCAGCAUUACUGAUGCCCGAGGGCUGCAUCUUACUUCAAAGCCUUCUGCUGAGGCAGUUUCGUUGCUAUGGGAAAAGAGGCGGCCACUGAAGUCGUUGAUUGAUCAUAGUUUUCUCCUGAGAGAAACCUUAUGCCUUGGUUGA
Messenger RNA from Colletotrichum abscissum, 990 nucleotides. RefSeq lists its product as uncharacterized. The transcript has 2 exons. NCBI's taxonomy places the organism in Eukaryota, Fungi, Ascomycota, Sordariomycetes, Glomerellales, Glomerellaceae. The record is from RefSeq and is a predicted model, not a curated record. Bases 1 to 990 code for a protein of 329 amino acids.